UUCCAAGUCCAGCGCAAGAGAUCUUUUGACCCCGGGAGUAGCCGCAGCGGGCCUCAGAACAGCCUCUACUCCACUAAAGUUUCCCAGAGUCGCCUCGGUGGCCCUCACGCUCCGAGACACGCUGUUGCCACGCCAAGUGUGUCUGUGUCUGCGCGGCUCUAGCAACCUCCCUGAGAGGCAUCUGGUCCUCCCUUCAGCCAUACAAGUGACCAAAGACUGCCACCAAAGCCACCAGCACAGGGAGAAUUAGCACCAAACCCCGGGACCUCAGGGGCGUGGCUCGCGAGGAGGCCCCACCCGGCCACCCCAUUGGAUAACGCUGCCGCGUGGGUGGGAUCCGCGGUCACCAGUCCAGGACCCGCAGCUCCGCCCGAACGUGGGUCCAUGGGGACAAGAGGCCCAGGUGGGUGAGAAGCAAGCUCCUGUGCCCAGGAAGCCCGGUCCCCGGGCCAUGGGGGCACAGGUGAGUCUGUCUUCUGGAGAGCCCUGCCAAGAAGGCUAUGUGCUAUCUCUGGUCUGUCAGAACUCCUCCCAGUCUUGGUGUGAGAUCCCAAAUGUGUCGCAGCUGCAAGCUUCUUCUAUCCUUUAUGGAAACCUGAAUUCCAGCACAACCAACUGGAGCAUUUCAGCAAAUGUAGAAAACAAAUACAAUCUUUAUGUGGGCUUGCUACUGGCCAUAUGUUCUAGCAUUUUUAUUGGCUCUAGCUUCAUUUUGAAAAAGAAGGGACUCUUGCAACUGGCCAAUAAGGGUGUUACUAGAGCAGGACAAGGUGGACAUUCUUACCUCAAGGAAUGGGUAUGGUGGGCAGGAUUACUAUCAAUGGGAGCAGGAGAGGCUGCAAAUUUUGCAGCUUACGCAUUUGCACCUGCAACCUUGGUCACCCCACUGGGAGCUCUGAGUGUUCUUAUAAGUGCCAUCUUGUCUUCCUAUUUUUUAAAUGAGCAUUUGAACAUUCAUGGGAAAAUGGGCUGCAUAUUAAGUAUAUUGGGGUCAACUGUGAUGGUUAUCCAUGCCCCACAAGAAGAGGAAGUCACUUCUUUGCAUGAAAUGGAAAUGAAAUUGAGAGAUCCAGGAUUUGUUUCCUUUGCUGUGAUCAUAACUGUGAUCUCCUUGGUGCUGAUUUUGAUUGUGGCCCCCAGGAAAGGACAGACCAACAUAUUGGUCUAUAUAUCAAUCUGUUCUUUGAUUGGAGCAUUUUCAGUUUCUUCUGUCAAGGGCCUGGGAAUUGCCAUUAAGGAACUACUAGAGUGGAAGCCAGUUUACAAGAAUCCCCUGGUCUUUGUUUUGCUGGCUGUACUUGUGCUCUCAGUAACUACACAGAUUAACUAUCUCAACAAAGCACUGGAUACUUUUAAUACGUCUCUGGUGACCCCCAUCUAUUAUGUCUUCUUCACCUCCAUGGUAGUGACUUGCUCUGCCAUCUUAUUCCAGGAGUGGUAUGGUAUGAAUGCUGGAGAUGUCAUCGGGACCCUGAGUGGGUUCUUCACCAUUAUCAAUGGCAUUUUCCUUCUACAUGCUUUUAAAAAUACUGACAUUACCUGGAGUGAACUGACAUCCUCUGCUAAGAAAGACAUCCUGUCUCCAAAUGGCAACGAGAACAGUUAUGUUUUACUAGAGAACUUAGAAAGUUUAACCCCAGGAUAUGAUGAUGAUGUCACCUUAUUUAGCAGGACUGAAGAUCAGAGUCCCCAUAAAACCUGAAUUGUAACUAACAUUAGAUACUCGAAGAAGAGAAAGAAGAUUUAUUCUCGAAAGGACUUCAGGGAAAGUUAGUGUUUUUAAAGUUUGGUACCUUAGAUCUAAGUCCAAGUUCCAUGAAAUUUGAAAGUCAAGACCUGAUAUUCCUCCCAAGGAUUUCUGCAUGUUUUCACUGCUGAAAACUUUGAAAUAUCCCUUAAGCCUAAAAGAAGUCCAGGAGUUAUAUCUGUCUCAUAAUAAUCUUUUUCUUCUGGUCACAAUGGAUUUGACUCUGCCAGGUGGCUCUUCACUUCUCUGGUAACUAUUCUUAGAUUCAUAGUAAUUCAUAAAGCUAACUAUGUUCUAAUAAACAGAGUACCAAUCACCAGGCAUUGAUGAGUCAUAAUCUCAAAUUAUUAAAACUGAGAAGAGAGAACUCUUGUGUUCUGAGCUCCCUUCUGCAACUUCCUUCUUUUAAAACUAGAGAGUAAAUGGGCAAAGGGUUAAAGAAAAAAAAGAGGCCUGCUUUGGACUCCAUUCCUUCCUAAGCUAAAAUGUACAAAACACCCUCACUCCCAUGAAGGGUUUAUGAAUUACAAUAUUUUUCCAAAUAUCUUAUGACUUCAUUACCAAUUACAGAGGGAAGAUUAUAGGAAGGAAGAGAACACUUGACCUUUGGAAAAGGAAACACAAGUUUUAUUCUUUUUUCAUAAAAACACAGAAAUGAUUGUUGCCAUAGGUUCUUUUAACAGAGACCCUGAUGACAUAAGACAAAAUAGACUUUCUGUAGAAGUAAAAGUAAAUCAGCUUUGGAGUGACUUAUAUUCAUUUCAUUUCUUUCUUUAAUCAUUUUCCCAAAGGUUAUAUUUCUUAUUGACAAAGAGUUUUUUUUGUAAAAUCUAUAUUAUUUUAGGAUUAUACUGUGCUUUUUUUUUUACUAACGUUUUAUCCCUAAAAGGUAAGUUUUCCAUAGACUGUUUUAAAACAACUAGAAAAAUCUUUUUGAAAAAUUAGAAGAAAUCAUGCUAAUGAUUCUCUUGAAAUUUUACUUUCACCCUUAAUAAGGAAAUUGUAAUCAGUUACUAACUUCUCAAAAUAGACCUAUCCUACCACAACAA
This is a messenger RNA of Marmota monax (woodchuck), 2796 nucleotides long. RefSeq names its product NIPA like domain containing 1 (gene Nipal1). The transcript has 6 exons. Gene Ontology annotation, molecular function: magnesium ion transmembrane transporter activity. The record is from RefSeq and is a predicted model, not a curated record. The coding region runs from base 452 to 1702 and encodes 416 amino acids. Gene Ontology annotation, biological process: magnesium ion transport. Lineage: Eukaryota; Metazoa; Chordata; Mammalia; Rodentia; Sciuridae. Gene Ontology annotation, cellular component: membrane.